Messenger RNA from Pseudogymnoascus destructans, 606 nucleotides. RefSeq lists its product as uncharacterized. The record is from RefSeq and is a predicted model, not a curated record. NCBI's taxonomy places the organism in Eukaryota, Fungi, Ascomycota, Leotiomycetes, Thelebolales, Thelebolaceae. Gene Ontology annotation, biological process: carboxylic acid transport; transmembrane transport. The transcript has a single exon. Gene Ontology annotation, molecular function: carboxylic acid transmembrane transporter activity. Gene Ontology annotation, cellular component: plasma membrane. The coding region runs from base 1 to 606 and encodes 201 amino acids.
AUGCGCACUGGCAAAGCCCUCGACAACUCUGCCGCAUCGCGCGCCUCCAUUAUAAUGAAAGUCGGCGCCUGCGUCGGUGGAACCAUCCUGGGAUACCUCUCCCAAUUCGUCGGCCGCCGCCGCACCAUCAUCGCAUCGGCCCUCAUUUCCAUGGUCUUAAUUCCCACCUGGAUCCUGCCGAAUAGGGAAGGCUCACUUUCCGCCUCCGGAUUCUUCAUGCAAUUCUUCGUCCAAGGCGCUUGGGGCGUCAUUCCAAUCCACCUCAACGAGCUGUCCCCGCCCGCAUUCCGCAGUAGUUUCCCGGGACUUACGUACCAGCUGGGUAACACGAUCAGUAGCCCCAGCGCACAGAUCGUGAAUGCGCUGUCGGAGAAGAUGAACAUCACUGGCAUAAAGGGGGGGCAGGUGCCGGCCUACGGACCUGUGAUGGGCGUUGCGACGACGAUUAUUGCGAUGGGGAUUGUGCUUUCGUUUCGCCGUAAUAGUCGGCCAAUUUCACUGUCUGGAUGGAAAGGGCAUGGAAAUGGAAGGCGUCAGCCAUCCAUGAAAACAGGCCAACUAGGAACAUUGCCUAGCCACGCAUUCCAAGGGAUCCAAAGAGCGUGA